Malania oleifera is the source of this 911-nucleotide messenger RNA. Its product is annotated as SNF1-related protein kinase regulatory subunit beta-3. The record is from RefSeq and is a predicted model, not a curated record. NCBI's taxonomy places the organism in Eukaryota, Viridiplantae, Streptophyta, Magnoliopsida, Santalales, Ximeniaceae. The coding region runs from base 330 to 683 and encodes 117 amino acids. Gene Ontology annotation, molecular function: protein binding. The transcript is spliced from 5 exons.
UUUGGUUAUUCUGACGAACAUAACCCUUUUAAACAUGACUGUCUGCAUACAGCGCAGCUCCGCCCGCGAGCGAAAACCCUAACCCCAUCCGCUUCUUGUGAAUUGCUUCGUCUUCCACCUUGCUCCGGCACCUCCGAAGUAGAAUCGGCCUCCUUGUCGCUAUUCGAGUCCUCUUUGGCAACAUCUGAGCUACCCUGCCAUGGCCGAAGCUGCAGAGUGAAGAUAGGUUAGAGUUUCUUGUCUCUGGUAUCGAUUAACACAUUGACGGUUCAUCAAUAUUCCUUUUUUGAUGGUUUUGCACCACUAGCAAGUUGCAUUUCCUUUUCAACAUGAACAACCCCUGUUUUGAAGAUCAAGAUGAAGCCACAGUUGUUGGAUUUGAAGUUCCAAAAUCACCUGAUUCAAGUUACAACAAUGCUUACCCAGGGAGCGAAGAUGAGGCACGGGACCCUCCUGUUGUACCUCCACAUCUGCAACAUUCGUUACUAGCGUGUCCAACAAGCAGAGACGCUACUGGUACUAUUCCACUGCCUCAGAAUGUCAUUCUCAACCAUCUCUACAUUGAGAACAGGGAGACCCCGCGAUCUGUAGUGGCACUUGGGUUCACUCACCGCUUCCGUUCAAAAUAUGUUACCGUUGUGCUUUAUAAACCAGUUCAGAGAAGGGGGAGUACUAGCAGUUGAAUGUGCUUAUAAUGCGAGGUUUAAUUAGGGGUGGUAUAUUUUGUUAUGAUGGGAGGUCAUGAUGACCCAGAUAGGGAAAUAGCAUUGAAAAGUAUUUAUUGUUGCACAGCUUCGGCUGAUGAUUGUAGAUUUGUUCCAUUUAACCUAUUUUCAGUGACUGACAAUCUUGUGGAAUCAGCGGAUGUAGAUUGCUACGCAUGACUAUUUGAGAGAAUUUUCUUUUGCUAA